Molecule: messenger RNA, 6793 nt
Organism: Dicentrarchus labrax (European seabass)
Lineage: Eukaryota; Metazoa; Chordata; Actinopteri; Moronidae
Gene: lrp3
Product: low density lipoprotein receptor-related protein 3
Exons: 7
Coding region: 162-2660 (832 amino acids)
Cellular component (GO): plasma membrane
Molecular function (GO): protein binding
Source: RefSeq, a predicted model, not a curated record
UCGCUGCAAAGGACACAAUGCCUUUCCACAGUGAGGAGCUUUCGGUGUGCGCGGUGUGUCUGAGCUGAAAACAGAUGCGGGAGCUUCGCUGGACGACCCAGAUGUCGAGCACACCGCGGAGAUCGGGUCCCAGAUAAUAGCAGAAGUCCCCCGCCGGGACCAUGGGACUGCCGGAGCUGCUGCUCGGACUGCUGUGGUUCCGCUCCGCUCUGCUCUGUGCAGGCUGCAGUGAGCGAGUGGAGGUCCAUACAGAGCGGAGGGGUGUGAUCUACAGUCCCUCCUGGCCUUUAAACUACCCCCCUGGAGUCAACUGCAGCUGGCAUAUCCAGGGGGGUCAGGGAGAGGUCAUUACCAUCAGUUUCCGGAACUUCGACGUGGCGGAGUCGGGAAGUUGUCUGGGAGACUGUCUCCUGCUGACCCCGACGUGGAACGGGGAAUCCAGGCUGUGUGGCUCAGUCCUGCCUCCACCCUUCAUCUCCACCAGGGGGCGUGUUUGGCUCUAUUUCCACUCUCAGGCCAAUAGCUCCAGCCAGGCCCAGGGCUUCCGCCUCUCCUACAUCAGAGGUCACCUGGGUCAGAGCAGCUGUCAGUCAGAUGAAUUUCUGUGUGGGAACGGGAAGUGUCUUCCUCGCUCCUGGAAGUGCAACGGCCAAGAUGAAUGUGGCGAUGCCACCGACGAACGCAGCUGCUCCCCCCCACCCACUGAGGCCCAGCCUGGCCUCUGCCCCUUCGGCUCCCUCCCGUGUACCGAGGCCCAGUCCACCCGCUGUCUGCCUGCCGCCCUGCGCUGCAACAGAGCCCGUGACUGUCCUGAUGGCACAGACGAGCUGGGUUGCCCUGACACCACCUGCGGCAAACGUCUGGGGAACUUCUACGGCUCCUUUGCUUCCCCGGAUUUUUUCCGGGCUAACAGGAGCGCAGUGACCGAGCUGAGGUGUUCCUGGUUGCUGGACACCCAGGACCCCAAGCCCAUCGUGCUGCAGCUGGACCUGCGGCUGGGGCCCGGAGACUCGCUGCAUGUCUACGAUGGCCUGCUGCAGCGGGCAGAGCACCUCUUACAGGUGUUGUCAUAUCAUAACAACAGGCGCCCAGUGCUGCUGGAGUCGAGUCGGGGUCAGAUGAGUGUUUUGUACAUGGCCAAGCCUCACAGCCCUGGACAUGGCUUCAAUGCCACAUACCAGGUCAAAGGUUACUGUUUUCCUGGCGAGCGCCCCUGUGGCAGCGAUCAGGGCUGCUACUCUGAACGCCAACGCUGUGAUGGCUACUGGCACUGCCCAUCAGGACGCGACGAGGAGGCCUGCCCGACGUGCCCAGAUGGGGAGUUCCCCUGCGAGGGUGGUACUGGAGUGUGCUACCCGGCCUCCGAGCGCUGCAACAACCAGAAGAGGUGCCCGGAUGGGUCUGACGAGAAGAACUGCUAUGACUGCCAACCCGGAAACUUCCACUGUGGGACUAACCUGUGCAUCUUUGAGACGUGGCGGUGUGAUGGCCAGGAGGACUGCUUGGACGGGAGCGAUGAGAGGGACUGCCUGGCAGCGGUGCCCAGGAAAGUGAUCACGGCUGCCCUGAUCGGCAGUCUGGUCUGCAGUCUGCUGCUGGUCAUUGCCCUUGGCUGUGCCCUAAAACUCCACUCGCUCAGGAGCAGAGAGUACAGAGCUUUUGAGACUCAGAUGACUCGCAUGGAGGCCGAGUUUGUUCAGAGAGAGGCCCCCCCUUCGUACGGCCAGUUAAUCGCCCAGGGUCUCAUCCCUCCGGUGGAGGAUUUCCCGGUGUACAACCCCACUCAGGCCUCCGUAUUACAGAACCUGCGGUUAGCGAUGCGCAGGCAGAUCAGACGUCACUCGACACGACGCACCAACUCCUCUUCCUCCUCUCGACGGCGUCUUGGGCAUCUGUGGAGUCGCCUGUUCCACAGUGGAGGACGAACCAGAGGCCACGCCCCCCUGCUUGACCCCCCUGGACCUACACAGAUCACACUGGGGCUCCAUAGCUACCGAACUGUGGGUGUGCAAGGGCCCCAGGCAAGGGCCAGGUCUGGAGCUGGGCUCGGGGAUGAGGUCGAUGUAGUUGGUAUGCCAGGCUCUUGCUGCUCAGCCAACAUAGACAUGCAGCCCUACACACCUGAAAGCCCUGCCUCACCUCUGUCCUUGCAGUCAGUGGACAGUCCAGAGGAGGAGGACCUGUCACCUGUCAGCAGCAGGGCCCCGCAGUCUGAGCCCGCCACCCCUGUUCAGAGUGACUGUUCUGCCCAUAGCAGACCCCCUCUCACUCCCCAGGAGGCCUCUGUACCCCCCUGCCACCCCCGGGCAUCUAGGAAGCUGGUUCUGGAGCUUGCUGUUAACCUCAAGGGUGUUUCCUUGAGACGUUACUCCCCCUUGGGGCCUUUGUCCCCUAUCUCACCCCCUGUGUUUCCCAGCAGCUCCCAGACAUCUACAACCCACCCUCACACCCAAGGGCUGGAGGUGACUCCACCUCCCGAGCCCUCGUCUUCUGCGAAAGCAGAGGACAGCGAUAGCCACUUUACCGUGGAAGUGCCAAGCAGGGAAUUAAGAAGCAGGGAUGAGAGGAGGAGGGAGGGCAAGAGCAGACUCUGCAGGUUCAGCAGGACCUUCAGUGAUGAGGGAGGAGAUUCAGGGAGAGAGACAACGCCAAACUUUUAGAAGAGUUUAGGAAGAUACUCUCCUACCCCUCUCUCUGUUGAGACCUGGUGUCAGCAAUAUCUGCUCAGCUAAAGUGUCCUUGAAAUGUGUCCCUACCAGACCCAGAGGUGAGACCCGUACCAUAUCCCACCACAUGUAGGGGGCGCAGUACAAUAUAAUUAGGUCAUGCCCAUUCAACACUUCGAAUGCAUAAAAAUCUGCACAUGCACAAAAUUAUGUAUAUGCAGUGUUUUCCUAAGAUGAAUAAAACCAGCGUUGGUAGUGCUUAUAGUCUGUGCUGUAAUGGAAAUCUUUUUGUCAAACAGGAGCUUAAUGUUGACCCCCACAAUUCAGUGCAAACCGACAACCUUGUUUAACCUGUUUGGACAUAAACUCAUCACGAGCCUGUCCCAGAAAUUCAAACUCAAUUCCGGCCACCAGUACCAAUACAAUAUUGACAACGCCAAAGCAGCCUUUGUGUCGUUACCCAGAGCCAUUAUGCACCGCUAUAUACUGUGAACCAUAAAAGCCUAUUAAAUGAUCACAUAUGAAUUUAUCGGGUUAAUGGUCCCCUACUCUGUCCUAUUCCCACUCUUUUGUUUGAGGUGGUGUUAGUUUUGUUAUUGUAUGACAUUUCUACAAGGUCACGGUUGGCUGUCGCAGUUAAGGAAAAGCUGGCAAUAUUUUAUAUCUUUGCUAUUUGUCAACAAAUCAUAUGAAAAAGCUAAAACCAAAAUUUGUCCUACUACUACUAAUACUUUUCAACUUCACCAGCUUCACCACUUAAAUUUUCCUUAAAGGCUAAAUAAUUUCCAAAACUGAAAUCUUCAAAAAACGACCGGAGUAAAUAGUGCAUUUGUUGGAGACUAUUUUCAGCCGUGCAUUAAUACACAUUUGGUGCAUGUUCAUGGUAAUGAUGCAACAUGUCACCCAGUGCUACAGUGGGGCUCAUUGGUGUGGUUUUAAUAGUUUUUGGAUAACCAUGGCGCUCUGUGAGACAGAGGAAUAAGCUAUAUUAGGCUACACAGACAAUACUAGAAUAAUACAUAGUUGGUUUUGGUCUUUUCAUGGGAGUUUUUAACAAUAAAAAAGUAUAAAAUACCACCAGACUUACCAUUUUAAAUACAACUUUGAACCAGAAGCGUUUGACAUUAUGGGAAAUAUUCUUACUUGAUUUCUGGCGGAAAGUUAGAGAAGAUAAGAAAAUUGAUACCACGCUCAUAUCUGUGCGUAAGAUUUAAGGCUACCCCAGCAGCCAGUCAGCUUAGCUUAGCUUAGCACAAAAACUGGAAACAGAUUGAAACAACUAGCCUGGCUCUGUCUAAAGGUAGCUUUCAAAGGUGCUGGCUAAAGCCUUAUUUAUAACAACAUGAGAUAUUAAAGUGGUCUCAUAUAACUUAGCCAAAGUGCAAAUAAGCCUAUUUCCCAAAAAUGUCCAAAUGUUCCUCUAACACUUGUGCAGUGUCACUGAUUCAUGCCGCGGUUCAAUCAUGCCAAACCCUCGUCAGUAUUUAUUCAACAUAUACUGUACGUUUCCUCUGUGUUGCUUCUGUGACCCCUUUUAAGAAACACUAAGAACUUUCUCAUUAUGUUUUGGAAGUUGUAUCAUAGAUUUUUCAAUUCAGCAAUUUUAACUUGAUAUAUCAUCAGUUUUAAAAAGCCAAACCUGGAUGGAAACCGAAGUCCAACUAUAUUGCUGUGUAAUUCAAAUUCAAACCCAAACUGUCCUCUCCAGGAAGCCUCUCCUCGCUUGAAUGAACUUGACUGUGUCUGAUUUCUAUUCAGUUCAGUGAAGACUUUACAUGAAUGUCCAGGAAAUGUUGGGAAGUGAUGCUUCUUUACACUAUUGAUUGUUUGCAGAGUCUCCUUCAAUCCAGCGGUACCGAUGCAGUACUGCAGACUGCUCACUGGUCACUGCAGAUGUCUGAACUGCUGGUUUAUUCCACUGGAAAUUCAUAUCUAUGCUGUGGAAUUUUCUAUGACAGGAUGUUAAAACAAAGACUUCUAUUUUUCAGUCUUCAGCGGAGACCUGUACUUGUUCUACUUUAUAUUUCUCUCUCUGCCUUGACAAACAUUGACCUUGAUUGAACCUGGUUGCCUGUGUCUCUGAUGUUUUGUAAAGCUUGUCUCUCUGAAGUUAUGACACUGAUGACCCUUUACUAAUCACUGUUGGACUUCUAAAGAAUGUAUCACUUUAAUUUUUCUUGAAAUCAAUGAAUUUCUAAGUCUUUUAUUGCAGCAUAUUGAUACUGAACGGAAAAGACAGAUUACGAGUGUAAGUGGCGAGAGAAUGAGAAAUGUGUCCAAUUGCUGGUUGAUAUUUAGCUGCAGUGUCAGGUUCUACGGAAGCCCCGAGAGGCAAGUGAGAAAGAAACAUAAGGUGGCCUAUUUUUAAUUCUGAUCUACUUUUAAGUGUGAAUUAAAUUGUUUUCUUUCAUGUGUUUAUGACUUAAAACAGGUUAAAAAAAAGGAUUUUCCGGGAUAAUCUUUCCAAGUGUUUGAUUUUGUAAUACUCACUUCAGUCACAAGGGGCUGAAGUGCACCACUACCACAUGUUCUAAAUAGGCAUGCAUUAAAUGCAUUCAUGUUUUCUUUCAGGCACUCUAAACAGAAGUAUAUUGUGUAUUAGCUAACACAACUUAUUUUUUCCCCAGUUUCACUGGUGUAAGAAAACAGAAUAAGGAACUUAAUUAUUUGGAUUAUUCUGGUAUAUAUAUUUAUGAUUUUUUUCACUUUUGUUUGUAAGUCAUAAAAAGAGAGAGGAAGAAAACAAUUUAGCCAUAGAAAAUUCAUCACCUGAAUUUAUUAUUAUUUUUGCCUCUCUGGGCCUCCAUAGAUUUCUGUACUAAAUACAUGGUCUUUCCUGCUGUUUUCCCCUUUUUAAAGUGAGCUGAAUGUGCCAUGCUACCCUCAUGUGCUUCCUUCUUAUAGAAGUUUUGUCUUUAACAGCUGCUACAUUAUGUGCCAUUAGAGAUGUCUCCAUACCCCUUCACAAGUAAUCCUUCCUAAUGAUCUGUUCUAAUUCCCUUUCCCUUCCCUCGAGAUAUAGAGAAAUACAAAUUGAUUUACUCAUUCCUAGUUUUGCAUAUUUUGUGCUAUUUUUUUAUUAUUGUACCUUGUCCUCAUUUGACUUGGAGUGUAAUAGUUUAGCUGCUGUUUAAAAAAAAUCGUAUUUCAUUCAUAUCUGCAGAAUGUGUGUACUCGCUUUGUAAUGUACAUAAGUGUGUUAUAAUGCCUUAAUGGAUUUACCUUGCUCUUGUAAAUAUCAUGGAUAGUUUCACGGAUCAGUUGUGGUUUACAUGUAUGAAGAGAUGAGAUUUGUCUGUGUCUGGACACAGCUCCACGGUGUGACAUGUGAUUGGUACGACUGACUACUCUGGAGGUAUAGUGCACUACUGCGUCAGGAAUCUCUGGGAUUAUUAUGGAAGGAGAGUUAGGGAAAAGAAUAUUUGUUUUUCAAAAACCUUGUUCGUGUGUAUUUACCUGUGUAUUUAAAUGGUAAUUGGUAAAAGUCUUGGUGACUUUCAUUGCUUUGAUGUUUUUCAGACUGCAGCCAAUAAUUUGAAUUCUGUCCAUGUAACGUGAGACUGUGUCACAUUGGCUACUAAAGGUUAAGGUGAUGUUUUAUUAUCUGUUAAGGAUCAUGGAGAUGUUCUGUUCUGUACCCUGGGUUUUAUUGGUUUGUUAAAGUUGUGAUAAACUGCUGGACAGAAGCCAUGUCAACAUCUUCUAAACUGUUUUGUCUGUUUGUUUUUUUUUUUGUUUUUUUUUAUAUCUUUCCAUUGGUUUUAUUCACUCAAGUACAUAAUCAAAACCUUUCCAACAUGAGUAAUAACUGUACUUUUCAAUAGGUUAGCACAUGGGUAAAUACACUGGAUCAAGGCCAUUGGAAAUGAAAGUACUACUGAACCAGGCUGUCCGAUGACGGCGUCCCCUCUCCUGGCUGUAUGAUUUUAAAGCUCAUUCCCCAUCAAAGGCUGAAGUCAACAUAUACUGUGUUUGUAUAAAAGCAUUUCUCUCAUUUUGAGAACUAUAUUUGUAUAUUUUGUGCUGAAAGAGAGAUGCCACCAUGACGUUGUGGGGUUUGCUGAUCAAAACCCUGUACAGCCUUCUGCUCAUUAGCCUGCAAUCAAUAAACUUCAAGCUCUUUAUCA